Molecule: messenger RNA, 948 nt
Organism: Pleurotus ostreatus (oyster mushroom)
Lineage: Eukaryota; Fungi; Basidiomycota; Agaricomycetes; Agaricales; Pleurotaceae
Exons: 5
Coding region: 1-948 (315 amino acids)
Biological process (GO): rRNA processing
Cellular component (GO): preribosome, large subunit precursor; nucleus; preribosome, small subunit precursor
Source: RefSeq, a predicted model, not a curated record
AUGAUUGCCGCAUCGUCUGCAACACCGCCGCUAGCCAAAUACCUCGCGUCCACAGAUAAAAGAACGCGCGAUAAAUCCAUUAAAAAACUCUCCGUCUUCCUGUCAGAGUCUUCGGAGAAUGCGCUACCCAAGGAAGAUAUGGAUAAGCUGUGGAAGGGGAUCUUCUACUGUUUCUGGAUGUCAGAUAAACCGCUAGUGCAGCAGGCGUUAGCCGACGAGCUGGCUGAGUUGGUGCUUAUGAUCACGACGACGUCCCAAUCUCUAGCCUUCCUACGGGGAUUCUGGGAAACGAUGGUCCGAGAAUGGAGCGGCAUUGAUCGUCUUCGGAUCGACAAAUACUACAUGCUCGUGAGGCGGUACAUAAAUGCGUCUUUCAAGCUCCUUUCGCGUGCUGGAUGGGACAAGGCAUCCUGUGAAGAGUACAACGAUAUUCUGACUCGGGAGGGAGGACCACUAUGUUUUAGUCCGUCAGAUCUCCGUGUACCCACCAGCUUGGCGUACCAUCUUGCCGAUAUCUACAUCGAGGAGCUGGACAAGGUCAUGGCCGCCGAGGAAAAGUCGUUGCCUGCACCUCUUAAUAUAGUGCUCGCCCCGUUCUUCAACCUUGCCGCCCUAACACCCAAUUCGACGACGUAUCGUCGUGUCCAGUUGGCACUCUUGGACCCUCUUUUCCGAUCUGUGACUACGCAAUCUACAUCCAAUUCGGACGAUAAUGCUCGUACGACGAAACGACGGCGAUUAGCCGAUUCCGAAUCCUUGUACCCCCAUCUUAUCCAAAACGCCUGUCUCGCUGAUCCAUCGAGCGGCAAACUCGGUUCUGUGCCUCUAAAGCAAGGGCUGUCGAAAUACUUGUUCGACACUGCGAGUAACCCCGACACGAAGGAUUCGAAUCGCCGAAAAAUGUAUACUUUAUGGAAAGAGACGGACGGGGAGGACCUCCAUGACUAG